AUUGGGCCACUGUUUGUUUAGAAAAAAUAGGGUUUUUACUAUUAGAUUGUACCUCAAAAUUCUCAUCAAUGGAUACAUCUCUCUCUUUCUCUAGACUCCUCUCUUCUUCCACCACCACAUCACUCUUAUCUCCCAAAACCAAAACCCUCUCUUCCAAUUUUACCCUCCCCCUCAAACUCAACCGUUUCAACCCAAAACCUCUCCGAUUUUCCACUUCAUCCAAAAUCUCCGCCACCAUCUCCGUCGGCGACAAACUUCCCGAAUCCACCUUCUCAUACCUCGACCCCGCCGGCGAAGUCCAAACCAUAACAGUUUCCGACCUAACAAAAGGCAAAAAAGCCGUUCUCUUCGCCGUUCCAGGAGCUUUCACACCAACAUGCUCACAGAAACACUGCCAGCUUAUCAUGUGCGAUUGUUCCAGCUUAAUAGGGUGUUUUAGAUUCGUUUUUCAAAAGCUUUGCGCGCGUAAAUUGAUUCUGAUUAUGGGAAUACUAUGCGGCUUUGUUUCUAGCAAUUGGGCUGAAUCAGUCAUCCAAUUCGAUUUCGAAAUGGCAACCCAAUUUGACAUGUUGUGCGAUGUUCUUCCUGGGCAUAAUUCAUGGAAGUUCAAAGUUCGUGUCCUCCGUAUGUGGGCAAUUUCUUCUUUUAUGAAGCCUAAUGAGUUGAACUCUAUGGAAAUGGUGCUGAUAGAUGAGAAGGGAGGUAAGAUUCAUGCCUUGAUAAGGAAAGAAUUGGUUUACCUAUUCCAGAAUAAAUUAAAGGAAGGGGAAGUUUAUAAGCUAUCAAACUUUGAUGUUGUUCCAGUCGUUGGAUUUUAUCGUACAACUCUACAUCCUUACAAAUUGAUUUUUCGAUCGAAUACCAAAGUUCAGAAUUUUGCGAGUUCUGAUAUUCCUAUUUUGGGAUUUUCUUUCACCGAUCUUGCUGAAGUGGCUAGCUACUCUGUUAACUAUGAUUACCUAAUAGGUAAUUUUGAUUUGAAGAACCUUACAAAUUUUGUAAUUUUCAUCGAUUAAUGGUCAUUGUGUAUCAAGUUAUUUGUUUCUUA
Messenger RNA from Trifolium pratense (red clover), 1048 nucleotides. Its product is annotated as replication factor A protein 1-like. Gene Ontology annotation, molecular function: thioredoxin peroxidase activity. The coding region runs from base 69 to 1016 and encodes 315 amino acids. The transcript is spliced from 3 exons. The record is from RefSeq and is a predicted model, not a curated record. Gene Ontology annotation, cellular component: cytoplasm. Lineage: Eukaryota; Viridiplantae; Streptophyta; Magnoliopsida; Fabales; Fabaceae. Gene Ontology annotation, biological process: cellular response to oxidative stress; hydrogen peroxide catabolic process; cell redox homeostasis.